AUGUUCACGUUUCAUGUAAAAUGAUGAGUAGUUAAAGAGGGCAUAGUUUACGCGAACAGAGUAUAAAACAUUUAUUUCUUUUUUUAUGGCUGUAGAUAACAGUCCUUGAAUGGCAUUUGUCUUGAGGAUUGCGGGUGCCUAGUUUAAGGCAAAGGGAGUGUCAAAGGUCGCAUGUUUAACCAACUUUACGCUUGUUGCGUGGAGUCUAAACUGUGUCGCGUAUGUUUGGUACAGUCAUUGUACAAAGCCAGUAAGUUAACAAGUGAUAUUUGGUACAAGUGUAUAACUCGGGUGGCAUGCUACACGCCAUGUUAAGCCGCUUGGAUAGAGGUAUCGGGAGUAAAGCCCGGCAGCCUUUCUCAGAAGGUGCCGCCAAGAUCUUUGAUAAAGAUCAGUACCGCCUAGAGGCAGAUGCCUUUGGUGAUAUCCCAGUGCCCAAGGACAAAUACUAUGGUGCAAACACCGCACGGUCCAUCAUCAACUUUGCUAUUGGUGAUGAAACUGAACGCAUGCCUAUUCCAGUGAUACGAGCCUUCGGAAUUCUCAAGCUCUGUGCAGCUGAGGUUAACAAAGAGUUUGGUCUUGAUGACAGAAUUGCCAAUGCCAUUAUACAGGCAUCAAAAGAGGUAAUUUCAGGAGAUCUGGAUUCACACUUUCCAUUGUCCACCUGGCAGACAGGAUCAGGCACACAGACGAACAUGAAUGUGAAUGAGGUCAUCAGCAAUAGGGCCAUUUCUAUUCUGGGUGGAAUCAUUGGUUCCAAGAAACCAGUUCACCCAAAUGACCAUGUGAACAUGAGUCAGAGUUCAAAUGACACAUUUCCAACAGCUAUGCAUAUAGCAGUGGCUCAGGAGAUUGAAAACUUAUUAAAACCAAGCUUAAAUGCAUUAUGCAGUGCAUUACGUACCAAGGUGGAGGCCUUCAAAGACAUUAUCAAAAUUGGUCGAACACAUUUGCAGGAUGCUGUGCCUCUUACAUUAGGGCAGGAGUUUGGUGCUUACUUGCAUCAAGUACAAACAGGCAUAGAAAGAAUAGAUGCCACCAUGUCUCACCUGUAUGAGCUUGCAGCUGGUGGAACAGCUGUGGGGACUGGUUUGAAUACUAGAGUUGGGUUUGCUGAAAAGGUUGCACAACGAAUUGCUGAUUAUACAGGUCUGCCAUUUGUCACAGCCAGGAAUAAGUUUGAAGCUCUGGCAUGUCAUGACACAAUGGUUGAAGUUCAUGGUGCACUUAAUACUCUGGCAUGUAGCCUGAUGAAGAUUGCAAAUGACAUACGAUUGCUAGGUUCCGGGCCAAGAUGUGGCUUGGCAGAAAUCUCUUUGCCAGAGAAUGAAGCUGGCAGCUCUAUAAUGCCAGGCAAAGUCAAUCCCACACAGUGUGAAGCCUUAACCAUGGUUGCUGCUCAGGUGAUGGGUAACCAUGUUGCUGUGUCUGUGGGAGCGAGUAAUGGACAUUUUGAGCUGAACGUCUUUAAGCCCAUGAUCGUCCGGAAUGUACUUCAGUCCACGCGUCUUCUUGCUGAUGCUGUGAUCUCUUUUACCCGAUACUGUGUGGAAGGAAUUGAAGCUAAUCACGAUAACAUCUCUGCACUUUUAAAGCAGUCAUUGAUGCUUGUUACGGCACUGAAUCCUUACAUAGGCUAUGACAAUGCAGCAAAGCUAGCUACUACAGCCCACAAAGAAGGGUUAACUCUCAAAGAGGCUGCUGUAAGGUUAAAUCUUUUAACCGAGGAGAAUUUUGACCAUUGGGUAAAGCCUGAGGAUAUGCUGGGACCAAAAUAACUAUGAAUGCUGUUAUAACCCCACACAUACACACACGCUUUUUUUAAAAAUUGUCAUCUGUGGUUGUCAUGGCAGCUUCCUAUGUUAUGGUUAUAUUAAAACUGCUGAAAAUAUUCAUUGUGACUGAUUUCCUAUCUUAAAAUCUGAGGAUUUCUGAGCGCAUGGGUUAAAUAAAAAAAACCAAACAAAUGAAUACUUUACGUACAUAAUAAACAAAUUUAGAAAGCAAA
Pomacea canaliculata is the source of this 2011-nucleotide messenger RNA. Its product is annotated as probable fumarate hydratase, mitochondrial. Gene Ontology annotation, molecular function: fumarate hydratase activity. Gene Ontology annotation, cellular component: mitochondrion; tricarboxylic acid cycle heteromeric enzyme complex. The transcript has 9 exons. Gene Ontology annotation, biological process: malate metabolic process; fumarate metabolic process; tricarboxylic acid cycle. Bases 297 to 1781 code for a protein of 494 amino acids. The record is from RefSeq and is a predicted model, not a curated record. NCBI's taxonomy places the organism in Eukaryota, Metazoa, Mollusca, Gastropoda, Architaenioglossa, Ampullariidae.